AUGGAUUGGGUUUCAGGAAUGAAAAAUAUUCGUUUGAAGGAUCUUCCAAGUUUUAUCAGAACUAUAGGUCCGAAUGACAUAAUGUUCAAUUUCACCAUGACUGAAGCUGAGAAAGUUCAUAAAGCUUCUGCAUUGAUUUUGAACACAUUCGAUGCCCUAGAGCAUGAAGUCUUGGAGGCACUUUCAACAAUUUUUUUCACAGUCUACACAAUUAGACCUCUCCAACUACACCUGAAUCAAAUCAAAGAAGAUGAUAUGAAAACUUUUGACAAGCAAACAUUUUUAUGGGUCAUUAGACCUGAUCUAGUCAUUGGCGAAUUAGCAAUUCUUCCUCUUGAAAUUGUGAGUGAGACUAAAGAGAGGAGUUUUUGGCAAGUUGAGCAACAGACUAACUGUUGGUUUUGUUGCAAUCAUUUGGGGAUUGGGAUUGAGAUCGGAGGUCAUGCUAAAAGAGAGGAAGUUGAGGGUCUUGUGAGAGAAUUGAUUGUGGGAGAGAAGGGGAAAGUGAUGAAGAAGAAGGCAAUGGAGUGGAAGAAGAAAGCAGAAGAGGCCACUACUUGUUCAUCUGGUUCAUCUUGCAUGAAUUUUGAGAAAAUGGUCAAGCUUUUGCUUAUGACCAGUGGUUCAAAUUUGCAGUGUCGAUUGAUAGAUUUUAUUGAAGAAUUUAAUCUUCCUAUAAAAAGAAUUUAA
Ilex paraguariensis (yerba mate) is the source of this 690-nucleotide messenger RNA. The record is from the annotation of a GenBank genome assembly. NCBI's taxonomy places the organism in Eukaryota, Viridiplantae, Streptophyta, Magnoliopsida, Aquifoliales, Aquifoliaceae.